GCGUUCACUGUCUUCAGCCGCGCAGGUAUUAGCGGCCGAAGAAGUGCCACAAAUGGCCGCUUCCAGAGCUGUGUCGGGCCCUACAGACCUGGGAAUGACAUUCACUCUAUACCAGUACCAGUCGUGUCCAUUCUGUUGCAAAGUGUCGGGCCCUACAGACCUGGGAAUGACAUUCACUCUAUACCAGUACCAGUCGUGUCCAUUCUGUUGCAAAGUGCGGGCAUUCCUCGACUACAUGGGUAUACCCUAUAAUGUGGUGGAAGUGAAUCCAGUGAUGAGACAACAGCUAAAGUUCUCGAAGUACAGAAAAGUACCGGUGCUUCUCAUCCAGAAGGACGGCGAGUCGGAAGUGUUGCAAAUAAACGACUCGACGACAAUCGUGUCGGCGCUGUCCUCAUACCUGAUCAGCCGAAAGCCGGACUCGAAUCACGCAAAAGAAUCUCUUCGUUCGAUCGCCGAAUGGUAUCACGAGAAGGAAGUGCUCAAAGAGGACGGCACGCGAGCCGACGAAGUGAUCAAUCGGUAUUUUCUGAUGUUUGGCGACAUAUCUGUGCCCAAACUGGAAGCGAUCGAGGGAUCGGUGGCCGAAGAGCGCAAUUGGCGGCGUUGGGCCGACGACCAUAUGGUGCAUAUGCUGUCGCCCAAUAUCUACCGAACAGUUCCCGAAGCGUUGAGGGCUUUCCGCUAUUUCUCGGUGAUCGGCGAAUGGGACGACAAUUUUAAACUGUGGGAAAAGUAUUUAUGCAUUUAUAUGGGUUCGGGUGCCAUGUAUUUGAUCGGCAAACGACUCAAAAAGAAACACAAGUUGACCGACGAUGUGAGGGAAUCGCUGUAUAUGUCGUCCAGACAGUGGCUCAAAGCCAUUGGCAAAGAUCGCAAGUUUAUGGGCGGAAAUGCACCCAAUUUGGCCGAUUUGGCCGUUUACGGUGUGUUGAAUUCAAUUGAAGGCUGCGAUGCGUUCACCGAUCUGUUGGAAAAGACUCGCAUAGGUUUGUGGUAUUAUUCCGUACAAGAGUUGGUCAAAAACAAGGCCGGAGUCAACGAAUUGCACUUUUUGCGUCAACAAAAAGCAAAUAAUUAGUUAUAAAUUCAUACAAACGAGUCAUCAAA
Messenger RNA from Medioppia subpectinata, 1110 nucleotides. Lineage: Eukaryota; Metazoa; Arthropoda; Arachnida; Sarcoptiformes; Oppiidae. The record is from the annotation of a GenBank genome assembly.